Hermetia illucens (black soldier fly) is the source of this 2437-nucleotide messenger RNA. RefSeq names its product LIM/homeobox protein Lhx9-like. Lineage: Eukaryota; Metazoa; Arthropoda; Insecta; Diptera; Stratiomyidae. Bases 866 to 1921 code for a protein of 351 amino acids. The transcript has 7 exons. Gene Ontology annotation, cellular component: nucleus. The record is from RefSeq and is a predicted model, not a curated record. Gene Ontology annotation, biological process: regulation of transcription by RNA polymerase II; neuron differentiation. Gene Ontology annotation, molecular function: RNA polymerase II transcription regulatory region sequence-specific DNA binding; DNA-binding transcription factor activity, RNA polymerase II-specific.
UGAGCGAUACUGCAACCGCUGCCUAAUGUGAAUUCAAUCGCGGCUUCCGCUUAUGAGCGUUUCCGUAUAGAGUCCGUGCGCGAUUUGGUCCUGAUGCAGGUUUUUCGCGUAGUCCGCGUUAAAGAGCUGCUUCCACGGUCACACUCCCGGGCAAUGUUGACGAGAUGCCUGCAAGCUUGAUUCACCUAAGUGCGUUGUUCCUGCUUCUGUACAACUAACACGAGACGUGCAAGCGAUCCGAGUGCACGCACGAGUGCAUCCUUAACAGUUCCGCAAAAUUUACACGCACUUUUCGCGCUUAUCACACGUUGGGCGCGCGAUUAAAUGUGCCUACCACCCUCAAGCACGCAAAGCACACCUUUAAUUUCCCGUUAACCGGAACACGACCUGCUCCCGAUUCAUCACCGGCAUCAGGAGAAUCCCCAAAAGGAGUUUGUGCAACUGUGUGUGCAAUGAGUGCCGUGUUCGUUGUUGAUAUGUGUUUUUGCAAUAGUACUAAUGAGCCUGUGUAGGUACGGGACGUAAUUAAUUGCGAUAGUGAGGAUACGGGAGAAGUGUUAUCUCGCGUCGGUCAUUAAGUGUCGUUGAUGCCGCUCGAAUUCGGAGUGGGCCACCCGCUUUGAAGACCCUGAAGUCGGAGACAGGAGAAAGUGAAGACAAAGUGAAUUAAAUGGUUAUUCUACGGCGAAAACGUCAACUUAUCCUACCUUCGAUUCAAAGAAAACUUUAAUUGCUGAACUUAAAAACAUAUGGUCCUCGAUGAACUAAGGAAGUACUUAAUAUACAUGUACAUCCGUUAACAUUGAAACUUCAACAUAUCAUCCCAAAAAAGUUCAAACCCCCACACGAUAUACUCAAAGACAACAUGCUCAAAGAUUUAGUGACAUCUGAAAAUCUUCGUGCGGAAAACUGUUGUGGAGGCUGUGGCUCCCCGAUUCGAGACAGAUUCUACUUGCUGGCCGCAGACCGGGCUUGGCAUGGCCAAUGUCUGCGAUGUUGUAAAUGUUCACAACCACUCGAUACAGAGCUCAGUUGUUUUGCACGGGACGGAAACAUCUACUGUAAGGAGGACUAUUUUAGACUAUUUUCAUCACGACGAUGCGCUCGUUGUGGUACAGGAUUAAGUUCAUCCGAAUUAGUAAUGCGCGCCCGCGAUCUGGUAUUUCACGUGGAUUGCUUCUCAUGUGCUCUUUGUGGUGUUCACCUGAGUGCCGGCGAUACCGCAGCCAUUCGUGGUGGACGAGUACUUUGCGGUGACCACUUCGAUGGCGACAUUUUAAGUGAGGCGAACUCGUUGUCGACGGUCAACACCCACUACUUUACCACCACAGGAGGCCAGAAAGGUCGACCACGAAAACGGAAACCAUCAUCGUCGUCAUCGAAUCACCCUCAUCCGCAUUCGGAUGAAUCGCCUGAUCUUAUGGAUAGAGGACCAACACCAAUGCGAAUGGAACUACUUCAUAACGAGAUUGGUCAGUCGUCGCUGGAUCUAACGACAUAUGACGGAAGUCAGUCACCAGGUUCGGGUGGUAGCCUCUCAGGACAAACAAGGACGAAACGAAUGCGAACAUCGUUCAAACAUCAUCAGCUUCGAACCAUGAAAUCGUAUUUUGCAAUCAAUCAGAAUCCCGACGCUAAGGACCUGAAACAAUUGGCUCAGAAGACGGGACUAUCGAAACGAGUUCUCCAGGUGUGGUUCCAAAACGCUCGAGCUAAAUGGCGACGUAAUGCAAUGCGCCAAGAAAGUAGUUCAGGACAAGGACUUAACCCUUUAGGCAGCUUAUCGAUACCCAAUGUGGGAGGAGGUGGGGGUGGUCCACCCAGCGUCCAGUCAAAUACAAGCGGCACAAUGGAAGCAGGAAUGACACCAUCACAUGCCCUCGAGGAAAUUCACCACAUGACAUUCGCCGAACUUUACUGAUUGAUGGCAUUUGCGCGGGGCAUAUCCUUGUUAUUAUAAAAAAAAAUGCAGGCAUUCCUUGUAACAUUAGAUUUUAGACAAGAUCAGAUAUUAGUUAACGAGAUGAAAACAAAACUGUAAUCAAAAGAUUCAAGUGUGUUCCCAUUUAUUUUUAUAUGUAGUUGCGACAGGCUACAUCGGAGGAGUUAGCAAUGACUACGGCUAGGCACUAGGUUAAACCGAUAAUUUAUUUAAUUUAUUAUAAUAUAAAGUGCAUAAAUCAACACCGCAGAUCUGCAGACUCCAGGCUAUAGAUAUGCGUAUAAUAUCAAAGAUAAACGGCAACAGAAGUGUAAAUUUUAUGAAUAAUUGUUUGCAAUAAUUCAGUGUUCUAAUAUCAAAUCUGAGUUCAUGUAAGUACUGUAAUUGUAAAUGAUACAUAGCUACAUACGUAGUUCUAGUUUAGAAGCAGAGAAGAGAGAAUUAUGCAGAAAACAACUAAUUCAUGAAUGUACAUAAACGUAUUUAACUAUGAAA